This is a messenger RNA of Pogona vitticeps (central bearded dragon), 902 nucleotides long. It is a transcript of the gene SNX3, whose product is annotated as sorting nexin 3. Gene Ontology annotation, biological process: endocytic recycling; late endosome to Golgi transport. Gene Ontology annotation, cellular component: early endosome membrane; retromer complex. The record is from RefSeq and is a predicted model, not a curated record. Lineage: Eukaryota; Metazoa; Chordata; Lepidosauria; Squamata; Agamidae. Gene Ontology annotation, molecular function: phosphatidylinositol-3-phosphate binding.
CGCUGGGCGCCCGUGAAUAAGAAGGCAGGAGGAGGAGGGGGGAUUGGGUGGCGGUGCUGUGACGUUCAAGGGGGACUCCCAGCCUUCUCUCCCUUCUUCCGCCCCCCUUCUUCCCCCCUCCCUACGUGCGGGGUCUCUGUGGCAGCUUGGCUCUGCGUUUCCCCGGCUGAAAAGGUCCCGGCGGGUGUGAGCGGGAGGGCGCGGGAAAUGGCCGAGACCGUCGCGGACACCCGGCGCCUGAUUACCAAGCCUCAGAACCUCAAUGACGCCUACGGGCCCCCCAGCAACUUCCUCGAGAUCGACGUGUCCAACCCGCAGACGGUUGGCGUGGGCAGGGGCCGGUUCACGACCUACGAGGUUAGGGUUAAGACAAACCUCCCUAUCUUCAAACUGAAGGAGUCUUGUGUCCGGAGAAGAUACAGUGACUUUGAAUGGCUUAGAAGUGAACUAGAAAGAGAGAGCAAGGUAGUAGUACCACCCUUACCUGGAAAAGCUUUUCUUCGCCAGUUGCCUUUUAGAGGAGAUGAUGGGAUAUUUGAUGAUGCCUUCAUUGAAGAGAGGAAGCAAGGGCUUGAACAAUUCAUAAACAAAGUUGCAGGCCACCCUCUGGCACAGAAUGAACGCUGUCUGCAUAUGUUCUUGCAAGAUGAAGUAAUAGACAAAAGCUACACGCCUUCCAAAAUAAGACACGCUUGAAUGCUACACAACACUUUAACUGGUAUAAAUGUUAGUGAUUAACUUACUUGGUCUAAGAUUUGUAGUUGAGGUUUUAGCAUGCUGCAGAAAAACUGGCAGAAGAAGCCUUCAGUAUACUAAUGGCACUGCUUGGUCCUUGCAUUCAUUUUAUGGCAUUAAAGAACUCUGCUGUCCGACUUUUGAUUAAAUGGCUUUUUAAGACUAAA